Molecule: messenger RNA, 684 nt
Organism: Diatraea saccharalis (sugarcane borer)
Lineage: Eukaryota; Metazoa; Arthropoda; Insecta; Lepidoptera; Crambidae
Source: the annotation of a GenBank genome assembly
AUGUCAAAAACUUACAACAAUGAAUGUUUCGAAGUGAAGGAGAAAAUAGAGACUACUAUGCAGCUGUUUACUCAAGCCGUAGAAAAUCGUGAAACAUAUAUUUUUGAGAAGGUUGAGAACAUGCGUCAGUCGAAGAUAAACGAACUGAAUCAAUAUAUGAAUACACUGCGUGGUAUGCUCGCUGGUUUAUCUUAUAUAAGUGAAUUGAUAAUACAUAGCAAAGAUUCCGACGGAAUAAAUUUGUUUAUGAUUAAAGAAAAGGACAAAUAUGAGGUUAAUUUAUUUUCAACUAUGUUCAAGAAUAUGCAGUUCCAAGAACGUGACGGUAGCAGUAUGUCAUCACUCCCCAGUAUUGCACAAUCACCGGCUUCAAGCGAGCCGUCCACUUCGGCAGCCUCGACCAGCGCUACGGCCAGCAAUAGCUUCUACGAACUGGACGAGUCAGUCGUCACGUCUCGUUUCAUUUCUGAUAUUCUCCAUACAAGGGAGAAUAUAUCUCCUACCGAAUCCAUUUAUUCAGGGGAGUCCAUUCGUGAUGAUAUCGAACUGCCAUCAAUCAGUGGUAUGCCUAAUUCCCUGGGCGCCAUUGGUUGUGAAUUUGCUAGGAUCAGAAAGAAUAAGAGUAAACAACAGAGGACAUAUAAAACAGACAAUGUGAGCGGUUUACCGAGCAGGUCAUACUAA